This is a messenger RNA of Dermacentor silvarum, 377 nucleotides long. RefSeq names its product gastrula zinc finger protein 5-1-like. The annotation marks the transcript as partial. The transcript has 3 exons. NCBI's taxonomy places the organism in Eukaryota, Metazoa, Arthropoda, Arachnida, Ixodida, Ixodidae. The record is from RefSeq and is a predicted model, not a curated record.
CCUAGUGGCUCCUGGGCUGGUCAACUAAACACGCAGUGCUACCCGGCUGACGUCAUAUCCACGAUGUAUGGGCAUACAGACAUGGCGGAAAAUGGAACCACCGGUUACCGGCCUCCUGUCUGCAGCAGCGGUGGCGAUGACGCAAUGCCCAGUACGAGCCGCGCUGGCAUGGAGGAAGCAUCAGCCAGUUUGGAAAACAACGGGAGGAAUGCUACCGGAACCGAGGAAAACGAACAGCAAGAGUUAUGCGGUGUCUGCGGUGUCUGCAGCAAGGUUUACACCAGACUGCAUACCCUACACAGGCACGCCACCGAGCACUAUGGCGAUGAAUCCUACAUUUGUGAAGCAUGUCAUCUACCCUCUGUAAAGAUGACGAA